This is a messenger RNA of Aedes albopictus (Asian tiger mosquito), 4509 nucleotides long. It is a transcript of the gene Eip63E, whose product is annotated as cyclin-dependent kinase 14-like. Bases 1846 to 3339 code for a protein of 497 amino acids. Gene Ontology annotation, cellular component: nucleus; cytoplasm; cytosol. The transcript is spliced from 10 exons. NCBI's taxonomy places the organism in Eukaryota, Metazoa, Arthropoda, Insecta, Diptera, Culicidae. The record is from RefSeq and is a predicted model, not a curated record. Gene Ontology annotation, biological process: protein phosphorylation. Gene Ontology annotation, molecular function: cyclin binding; heme binding; ATP binding.
UUAAAGCGCCGUUGAUCGUCCGUCGUCGUCGUCGCGUUGUGCUAUCCAAGUCACACCGUGUGGUUCUAGGCUGUCUGUGCUGUUAUUCCGGUUUCCACGUGUGUGUAUGCGUGCAUUUGUGGGUGUGUGCGCACUGUCCCACACAGUUUCCCUGGCAGGGAACUCCUCGUCGUCGAGCUCGUUGUCGCGCCUUUCGCCGAAGUAUUCGAAUCGUUGCAUUAUUUGAAGAUUGCGGUGCAUAAGAGUUCAUUGGCGGUCCCUCGGGAUUUGGAUGCAAUCAGAUAGCACUGUGAGCCGCAGUUGUCGUCGUCGUCGUCGUCGUCAUUGGUCGCCGAGACUUGUGUGUGACUUCGGAUUGAUGCGUUCGCUAAUUAGCUAAUUAAUUCUGGUCUACUGUUGAGCUGGGUAGUUCGCGUUCGCGCCGGUCGUUGAGAUAAUCCGACCUUAUUCUACGUAGCGUGUGUAUGUGCUGAAUUUGUAAUUAAUUGUCUAGUCGCGGGGAACCUGAGCAAGGCAGAAAAAGGUGCAGCAGCAGCAGUGUCGUCGAUAAUCCUCCCAACUGCAAGAGAGCUUUACGGUGCAGUGAUAUAUUGUGCGGUGUGUGGUUCGUUCGGAAUCUGUUGAACCCCACGCGUAAACGACUACGUCAACUGCUCCCAUUUAAGGCGUGAGCAAGUAUUACUCACAUAUAGUGCUGUCGUGCUGCCGUUCAAUCUGUACGGCCCGUUUGUAAGCACAGGAAAAUUUGCAUGAAUAACUGAGUGCUGCUAAUCAGAACCAAUCUCGGGUGUCACCGUGUUCAAUGUUGAGUGUCUAUUCGUGUUGCUCCGUAGUGCUGCAAAGUAGAGUAUCGUGUUCAACGUGUGCGAGUCGUUCCGUAAAUUGAUCCAAUCUAUGCUGUAUCGUAUCAUAACGUCAGUGCUUCAUUAUAGCUUCACAAGUAGCUCCAGCUGUCGUAAUUUACAUGCUGUUAACCCAUGUUACGUGAUCAAAUGCUAGGCAUGGAAGAGACAGUUCUGCAAUAGUGAUGAAACAGAGAAGCUGAUCUAAUAAUAAUCUCCAGUUACAUCAAGUUGUUCAAACAACUGUAACCCCAGAAGAUUGAAAAGACAAUAUCGAUCGAAACCUUUGACCACAUCUGUUUAACUUCCCAGUUUUUUUUUGCUGCGGAAUCCAACACAGUGCUACGAAGAAGCCGCGUGAAAGAUUAUCAAAACAAAUCACUACCGGAUCGACCUUUCGCCGCUGCUGGCUCCCAGUGUGAGUGGCUUCCUAAAACCCCCGAAGAGUAAUGGUGUUUAAAAAUUAAUCCCAGCAAAAGUGAUAAAGAUUUAUCCUCCUCCACGCCGGAGUCACCGUCUUUGGACCGCGUUUGCGUUCGAAAUACAGAAGAAAAGCGAGCUUCGUAGUGUUCAGAACCGUGUCAGUGUGGUAAUAGCACCAUUCUCCUGAAUAACGAGCCAGUGAAAGUUUGUUGAAGAAGAUAUCCCGCGGCGCUACUCCGAGUGAAAAGAGAACCUUAAGAUUGAAGAAUUAAUUAUUAAUUGACGUGAAGAAGCCUCCCGAAAUUUCGGUUGUUGGUGGUGUGUGCACAGCUGGUUCAGUGUCAGUCCCAAUUCUCUGAAAAAAUAACAACGAAAAACGAAGAAGCAAAACUUCGAACAACCCCGGCUGGAACAACUGGUGGCAAGCCGAAGUGUAGAGAGUGUGGUAACAACAACACCCGUCGACUGCCUGACUGGUUUUGUUGUUGAUUUUCUUGGCCUUACCCCGUCCUGCCGGAGGUGAGGUGUCGAUUGCGGGCAACGCGGGAACGCGUUUUAAUCGAUCAGGAUUGAGCCUCCCAUGUACAUCAAGAAGGAGUCGAAGAAGGAAGGAGUAACAAUGCGUGAGAAGAAAGGAGGUGCCCUUCAGAAGCUAAAAAAGCGGUUAUCGCACAGCUUUGGUCGAUUAUCGAUAUCACGGGAAGAGAACGACGACAGCACACAGCACAACAACCACCACCAUCCCCACCACCUGCACCAUCACCACGGUCAUGGUCACAAUCGUGGCAGCAAAGUGCCCUUCAAUGGAUACACAUCCGAGGAGUAUCUGGACCGCUUGGAACCAAAUGGAAACAUUCCCGUCGACAAAACCUACAACAAACAUUGGAACCGAGUGGGUGAUCACGAGCGGGUGCACCGGCAGCUGUCCGUGUCGUCCGAUAGUAAACUCCUGGACGAAGACAUUCGGGAGGAAACACGUGUGAUAAUGCGACCGAAGAAACCGCCCCGGCCCAAGUCCGAGGUGUUCCUGAACAAACACGACCUGCACCCGCGGCGGAAACGGUUUAGCGCGUUUGGGGGUGACUCCCCUUUCGGCAAAUCGGAAGCUUACAUCAAAUUAGAACAACUUGGAGAAGGGUCUUAUGCAACGGUAUUUAAGGGUUAUAGCAAUCUAACGAAUCAGGUAGUGGCGCUGAAGGAAAUCCGGUUACAGGAAGAGGAAGGUGCACCAUUCACGGCGAUCCGGGAGGCGUCCCUGCUGAAAGAACUGAAACAUUCGAACAUUGUGACACUGCACGAUAUCGUACACACGCGGGAAACGCUGACGUUUGUGUUUGAGUUUGUGAAUACCGACCUCUCGCAGUACAUGGAACGGCAUCCGGGUGGGCUGGACCAUCGGAACGUGCGGUUGUUUCUGUUUCAGCUGCUACGAGGGCUAUCCUAUUGCCAUAAGCGACGAGUCCUGCAUCGGGACGUGAAACCUCAGAACCUGCUCAUCAGCGAGAUGGGCGAACUGAAGCUGGCCGACUUUGGGCUGGCCCGUGCCAAGAGUGUUCCCAGUCAUACCUACUCGCACGAGGUGGUCACGCUGUGGUAUCGACCUCCAGACGUACUACUAGGGAGUACCGAGUAUUCAACCUCGCUCGACAUGUGGGGUGUCGGGUGCAUUUUCGUGGAAAUGAUCACGGGCAUGCCAACGUUCCCCGGCAUCCGGGACACGUACGACCAGCUGGACAAGAUCUUCAAAAUCCUCGGAACGCCCACGGAGGAAACGUGGCCGGGCGUAACGCAUUUACCGGGCUAUAAGCUGCAUAUGUUAGGUUUCUUCAAGUCCCGCAAGCUAGGUUUAAGUUUUCCCCGCCUGUACGAUAUUAUCGAGGGUGAAAUGAUGGCUAGUGCUUUCCUACAGCUGAAUCCAGACAAUCGGAUAAGCGCCGACGAGGCGCUACGACAUCCGUACUUUGCUCCGUUGCCAAAAAAGUUAUACGAACUGCCGGAUGAAACGUCCAUCUUCACGGUGGAAGGUGUGUACCUGCAUCCGGAGCCCAACCGCCACCAUCAACACCAUAAAUGAGAGUUAAGACAAAGUAAAACCCUAGAUGCAAUACGUUAUUAUUGUUAGUAGUGAAUGCACGUGCACAAUGUGCCACCCCCCGUUCUGCGUUCUGUGAUCAUGAAACAUAAAAACAAAAAUGUGUGUAAGAGUAACUGUAGGAAAGAAAGAGAGAGAGCGAAAUGCCGCGAUGACGCGCGACUUGCCGCGCAACGGAUUCAACGUUCUUUGUGGUAAAUGCGUUACGCAAUUGUUACAAAGUUGUUGAAUUAAGUUUAUAAAACCUAAUGAAAACGGAAAUACCGAGUAUUGCCACUAGAGACACAUUUUUUUUUGUACGGAUGGCUCUAGUGAGAAUGAGACACGACAAACGAAACGAUGAGCAACAAUUUGUGGAUUAGGAGAUAAUUACACACUCUGAAACUAGGCAAAAUGAGGACCAGCAUUCGGCGCAACGAGUGGAGUAAUCUUACCAAUGCUACACUGAUAAAGGGACAUCAACAUGUGCUGCUGUCCAGUCCAGGCAGAACAUGCUAUAUCAAGUUAACUAGCUAAUCAGUAAUUAACCACCUAACUAAAAGGAAGAGAUCUACACUUUCAGCAACCGAGUAGAGUGGAGUUGUUGAAUCUAGGGAAAUAAUAACCUCCAAAGGUAGACAAAAUGGAGCUUGUCCACUCACCCGCAUUUCGAUUGCGAUUUUAACUAGAUAUCGAUCAUCAUCAAACAAAAAAGCAUACAUCAAAAUCAUCAUCAGUAGCUGCGCAAUCCUAGGAAUUUCAUUCAUUUCAAUUUUUUUAAAGCAAUCUUUUUUAGAUUAACAUAAUUAACGCAAAGAAAAUGUAUUACUAGGUUGGAUUAUCCUUUUUUGUAUCAUUUCUGCAUCCAACUGUCCCAAAUGUUUUAGUUAUAGUUAUGUUUUAAAUUUCAUCUUUGAAUUAUGUUCACUAGGGGAAAAUGUAUUAAUUCAUUAAUGAAAAAAAAAAAUGUUUCACUGUGAAAUGUGAACGAAUAAGACACACACAUAAGCGCGCAGGUUCAGUUCCUGCCGUGGUUGAGAUCUCACCCGGAACACGGUGGAGACACUUUGUGGAAUACAAAAGAACGAAUGAACGAACGCGAGAAAGAGAGAAAAUUUUAGGAAAAAAAAGUGAUUUCAACAACAAAGAUAAGUAAAAAAACAAUCAAUUGAA